CUCCCACCACAACGGCGAUGCUGGAAUGGUCCAACACAGCACAUGUUGGAGCGAACGGGCUGGGAGAUUGCGUGUAUCUAGCGUCAAACACCUUGAAGCCCCUCUGCUUCACAGUCCAACGUUCAGCGCAGGCCCAAGUGGUUCAUAUCUUGCCAACCUGGGACGCCGAUUAUCAGAUGCAGCACCACGCUCAUCACGACGCAGCAACGACCUUAUUCAUGUCUUCUCCUAGAAGCCCGAAGACGCAGACUCGUGAUGCAGAGCGUGUGAGCGCCAGUCAUUAGAGUAUCAGCCUUCUCUCCACGGCGCAUGAGAACGGGCCAGACCAUGUUUUGAAGCUUCCAACGUCCCCUACUCUUUUCUCGUGUCGUCCACCUGCUAGCUUGCGCGACGCUGCCGCCGGAUGUCAGAAAAAGACCACGCUUCAAGCCCGGGUGCGGCGGAAGGGAAAGUGAUGGAGUUUCCGGAGGGCGGGACGCAGGCCUGGUCGACGGUGCUUGCCGGAUGGACGAUUGUUUUCUGUACCUUCGGUGCCAUCCAAUCGUAUGGGGUGUAUCAAGACUACUAUACGAGGGAGUCGUUGAGCGAGUAUCCAACGUCUGAUAUCUCAUGGAUAGUUUCAGUUCAGAUAUUCUUCCUGUUCUCGUUGGGGCUCUUCAGCGGGAAGCUAUUCGACCACGGGUACUUCAGACAUUUACUCGUCGUCGGGAGCUUCAUAUAUAUUUUCUCCUCCUUCAUGCUGUCGCUUGUGAAGCCGCACCGUUACUACCAAAACUUCCUCGCACAAGGUGUCGGGAUAGGGGUCGGAAUGGGCAUCCUGUUUCUUUCAUAGCUAUCCGUUUCAGCUCACUACUUCCCGCGGAAACGAGGGUUGACUAUGAGCAUUAUCAUCGCUGGUGACCACACCACAUCGGGUGGGCCGUGCGUAUCGGUUCGUUCUUCGACCCGUUUCUUCUCGUCUCGACGAACAGCAUCAUGCGGACGAGGCUACCCCCGGCUCAGUGGUACGGGCCGAUAUACAGCCAGUAUCGGAGGAUAUUCAGGGAUGUUAUAUUCUGGCUUGCAGUGUUUGGGAUCACGUUUGCGUGUUGGGGUUUGUUCGUUCCGAGUAGGUAAACCGCAUCGAUCGCCGGGAAAUGACUCAUCCUUGGGCUAGUCUUCUAUAUCAAGUUAUUCGCAAACGAGAACCACGAGUCUGACAUCGUUGAAAGUUAUACCCGUACUACGGCGCACUACCGUCUUUGUUAAAUCCGACCCUCUUCUC
This is a messenger RNA of Coniophora puteana RWD-64-598 SS2, 1264 nucleotides long. RefSeq lists its product as uncharacterized. Bases 404 to 832 code for a protein of 142 amino acids. The record is from RefSeq and is a predicted model, not a curated record. NCBI's taxonomy places the organism in Eukaryota, Fungi, Basidiomycota, Agaricomycetes, Boletales, Coniophoraceae. The transcript has 8 exons. Gene Ontology annotation, cellular component: fungal-type vacuole membrane.